UAGAGACUUCGACCCCCUCUAAAAGCGGCCAGAACUUCGGCAGAUGGCGCGGGAGCCCGCGCCCCCCGCCGCGCACCAUGCUCCUACCCGGCCACGCGCGCCCGCCUCCCGCGCCCGAGCCCGCGCCGCAUCCCGGCCUCCGCCGGCAGGUAGAGCCUCCGGGGCAGCUCCUGCGUCUCUUCUACUGCACCGUCCUGGUCUGCUCCAAAGAGAUCGCGGCGCUCACUGAUUUCUCAGGUUACCUAACCAAACUCCUACAAAACCACACCGCCUAUGCCUGUGAUGGGGACCAUUUGAAUCUACAGUGCCCUCGACAUUCUACGAUAAGUAUCCAGUCGGCAUUUUAUGGGCAAGAUUACCAAAUGUGUAGUUCUCAGAAGCCCGCCUCCCAGAGGGAAGACAGCUUAACCUGUGUGGCAUCUACCACCUUGCAGAAGGUGCUGGAUGAGUGCCAGAACCAGCGGGCCUGCCACCUCCUGGUCAAUAGCCGUGUCUUUGGACCUGACCUUUGUCCAGGAAGCAGUAAAUACCUCCUGGUCUCCUUUAAAUGCAAACCUAAUGAAUUAAAAAACAAAACAGUGUGUGAAGACCAGGAACUGAAACUGCACUGCCAUGAAUCCAAGUUUCUCAACAUCUACUCUGCCACCUAUGGUAGGAGGACCCAGGACGGGGACACCUGCUCCUCAGAGGCCCAGCCACUCCCCCCGUUCGACUGCUUGUCUUAUUCGGCUCUGCAAGUCCUAUCCAGAAGGUGCUACGGUAAGCAGAGGUGCACAAUCCUGGUCAACAAUGACCACUUUGGAAGCCCCUGUCUGCCAGGAGUGAAGAGAUACCUCACCGUUACCUAUGCAUGCGUUCCCAAGCACAUCCUCCGAGCAAUUGAUCCAGCCAUUGCUAAUCUACAUCCUUCUUUGAAGCAGAAAGAUGGCGAAUAUGAUAUCAACUUUAACCCCAGUGGAUCGAGGGUUCUGCCGAAAGAUGGAGUUAUUGUUAGCAACUCUUUGGCAGCAUUUGCUUACAUUAGAGCUCAUCCGGAGAGAGCCGCCUUGCUGUUCGUGUCCAGCGUCUGCGUGGGCCUGGUCCUCACGCUGUGUGCGCUGGUCAUCAGAGUGUCCUGCGCCAAGGACUGGCGGGAGCUGCGGCAGGGGAGGGAGCCCCUGGUGCUGGGCAGCGACGAGGCGGAGGAGGACAGCGAGGAGGACGAGGAGCAGGAGCACUCCUCUGACUCUGACUUCCCCCGGGAGCUGACGGGCCUUCGUCGAACUUCCUAUCCAGCCUACAGCUCCAUCGAGGCCGCCGAGCUGGCGGAAAGGAUCGAGCGCAGGGAGCAAAUCAUCCAGGAAAUCUGGAUGAACAGCGGCCUGGACACCUCGCUUCCAAGACACAUGGGCCAGUUCUACUGAGACUCAGUGGCAUCUGAGAGGGGAGCGUCCACUCGCGUUCCUUGGGCUUUGAUUUCCUUGUACCUUCUAUGAAGGAGAAUCUGUCAUGUCACCCAGGACUGGUGGAGGCGGAAGGCUGUCCACGGCGCCUCUCCAGAUGUU
Molecule: messenger RNA, 1544 nt
Organism: Dipodomys ordii (Ord's kangaroo rat)
Lineage: Eukaryota; Metazoa; Chordata; Mammalia; Rodentia; Heteromyidae
Gene: Eva1c
Product: eva-1 homolog C (C. elegans)
Exons: 9
Coding region: 78-1403 (441 amino acids)
Cellular component (GO): extracellular region
Molecular function (GO): carbohydrate binding; heparin binding
Source: RefSeq, a predicted model, not a curated record